This is a messenger RNA of Linum trigynum, 2423 nucleotides long. NCBI's taxonomy places the organism in Eukaryota, Viridiplantae, Streptophyta, Magnoliopsida, Malpighiales, Linaceae. The record is from the annotation of a GenBank genome assembly.
ACUCAACUGACACUUCUUCCCAUUUCUAAAACAAACACAUUCAUCAUGAGUAUCUCAGAUAGCUCGUUGUCUGGAGGAGAAAAAGAAAUCGAAGAGUAUGAAAGGUUUCACCACCUACGUUUGAGUUUGAUCGGCCGGAGCCUAGCUGAAGGUUCAUCAAGUCGACAUCACAUUGAUCGUGAAAGGGUCGAAUGUAACCGACGUCUUAUGAGGGAUUACUUCGAUCCAAAUCCAGAAUACAAUGCUCACAUGUUCAGAAGGCACUAUAGGAUGCAGCCAAGAUUAUUCCAUCGCAUUAUGGGCGACAUUGUGAGGUUUGACCCCUCAUUUUCUCUAAGGCGUGAUAGCUUUGGUCAAACGUCACUAUCUUAGAGCAAAAGCUUACUGGUGCGAUCGCAUGCUAGCAUAUGGUUCUCCAGCUGAUCAACUUGAUCAGUAUGUUCGUAUGGGUGAGAGCACCUUGAUGGACGUCUUUAGAAAGUUUUGCAACAACAUUAUCAACAUGUACGAGGCCACAUACCUUCACGCACCUACUCCUGCUGAGUUAAGGAUAUUACUACAUAAAGCCUCAAGUCGUGGCUUUCCUAGAAUGAUUGGAUCAAUUGGCAUGCAUUGGGAAUGGAGGAAUUGUCCAAGUGGUUGGGCAGGACAAUACACUGACCACAUGCAUAGGCCAACAAUCAUUCUGGAGGCGGUGGCCUCCUACAACACAUGGAUAUGACAUGCUUUCUUUGGGAUACCUGGAUCGAACAACGAUAUAAAUGUUCUAGGGAUGUCUCCGGUGUUUGAUCGUAUCGUCAAUGGAAGCGCUCCACAUGUAUGAUUUGAGGUAAAUGGUCAUGCUUAUGAUCGAUGUUAUUAUUUGGCUGACGAUAUUUAUCCCUCAUGGUCGACUUUAGUGAAGACCUUCAGCAAUCCAAGGUCAAACAAAGAGGCUUUGUUUGCUCAACAUCAAGAAGCACACUGUAAAGAUGUAGAGAGGGCAUUUGGAAUCCUCCAAACAAGAUGGGCAAUUGUUCGUGGCCCUGCAAGAGCUUGGGAUGUUGUCACGCUUAACAAUAUAAUGAUGACGUGCAUUAUAUUACACAACAUGAUAAUCGAGGAUGAGCAAGUUGAUUUUGAUGACGAAAUGGAUGAUGACCUUGAUUAUGAGGUCCAUGAACAACCUGGACCAAUCAACCGACACCUUCCAACUCUAAUUGAUUACUUGGCUAGAAAUAACAGGCUUCAUCUACAACACAUCAUGCGCUUAGAAAUGACUUGGUUGAGCAUCUUUGGAAUUUGCACGGCAAUAUCUAGCAUUGUUUUACUUCAUGUUGCUUGGUUGUUUGUGUAACACCCCAUUUUCAGGUUAGGGUUCGAUUAAGGUUCGACUGAACGUUUGGAUCGACGGUUACGUACAAAGAGUUACAACCGCAGAUUAGGGAUAAUAUUAAUAAUAAUAAUUAUUAUUAUAUUAUUAUUAUUCAUUAAAAUAAAACCCUAAACGUCCCCAACCCCUACCAAAACCCUUAUAUUCUUUUUUUUUAACCACUAAAUCACCACCGCCGGAGGAGUUGUCCACCUCUCGCCUUUCCGCGCGUCGCCCGCAGCCCUGCACCCUGCAAAAUUCAACCGAGGAAGACGACGCUCGACCGGAUAAGCAACAACCUCUUCACGCCGCCACGACACCCAGUCUCUUCUUUUUUCCUUCACACCUCUGUGAACAAGAAAUCAAUCUUCUACCCCAGCCUUUAUUCCGCGGUUCGUUGGGAUUGUCUACACCUCGACCCCGGCGACGACAACUUGGCGCCUUAAAUUGGUCUCGAAGAUGGAUUUCGUGGUCCAUACUAACCAUACCCAUGAAGGGUUUUACUCGCUUUAACACUUUGACACCGCUACUAGGCAUGGCGGGUCUUUUGGAGGUAGGGCAAAUACUAGAACUAGAUCAAGGUCCAGGGUUUCUGUGGGGACUGUAAAGCUGAGAAAAGGUAGAGUUCUUGCUGCUUCUCAUGUAGAAACUCUGCAUUCCAAUGGGAGAGCUUACACUUCAGAUAAACAGACAAAUGGGUUGUCAACAAUUAUAGAGAUGGAUGGAUGGAUAAAUUAUUCAAGGGGAAUGGAAGCUUGAGGUGGAUGAUCGGGUAAAGAGAAUUUUGGAAGCACCCAGGAUGGAGCUUGCUUGUGCACUCAAAGUAAACGAGGGCUCAGGGCGAUCAACCGUUGGAUGAUGGUUAGUUCAAGUAAAUUGACUUGAUAAUAAGGUGAGUGUAAAGGGGGUAAAUUCUACACCUUACGAUUUUCAAGUAAUUGGCUUGAGUAUUUUCGAGUAUUGCUUUACGUGAUGUAUGUGCAGUAUUUGAUUCAUGUUUGAGAUUGCAUGAUUAUGAUUGAUGAUAUGUGCUUUACUUGAGCUAUGACUUGAAUUAAAUAUUUAUGAGCUU